This is a messenger RNA of Aplosporella prunicola CBS 121167, 2058 nucleotides long. RefSeq lists its product as uncharacterized. Gene Ontology annotation, biological process: transmembrane transport. The record is from RefSeq and is a predicted model, not a curated record. The coding region runs from base 32 to 1654 and encodes 540 amino acids. NCBI's taxonomy places the organism in Eukaryota, Fungi, Ascomycota, Dothideomycetes, Botryosphaeriales, Aplosporellaceae. Gene Ontology annotation, molecular function: transmembrane transporter activity. The transcript has 8 exons.
GGUACCGGGCAUUCUCUUCUUCCAAGAAACCAUGGCCAAGUCUUCGUUCAGAAACGACUCGUCCAAGGAGGCCAGCACCAGCGAGCUUGGCCAGGCCUCUGACACGCAGUUACCUGUCCGCAAGAUACAAGGCUUUUCGUGGUUCCUUGUCGUCGUCAGCAUUUUGUCCAGCAUUUUCCUCUACGCAUUGGACAAUACCAUUGUCGCGGACAUCAUUCCGGCCAUUGUAAAAGAUUUCUCCUCCAUCAAAGAUCUCGGAUGGCUUUCAGUCGGCUUUAACAUUGGCGGUGUUGCUGUCAUCAUGCCCAUUGGGAAACUCUACGGCAUGUUCGACGUCAAGUGGCUGUACAUAAUCUCCAUGGUCAUCUUCCUCGCUGCGUCGGCUCUGUGCGGCGGCGCUCCGAACAUGAAUGCUGAGAUUGUCGGCCGUGUCUUUGCUGGUGCCGGCGGCAUUGGCUUGUAUAUUGGCGUUAUGAUACUCCUCUCCACCAACACGACCGAGCAAGAACGCCCCGCCUAUCUCAGUCUUGUCGGCUUGGUCUGGGGUUUCGGCACUGUCCUCGGUCCGGUCAUUGGCGGCGCCUUUGAGAAAGUCAACUGGCGCUGGGCGUUCUAUAUCAACCUUAUCAUCGGCGGCGUUCUCUUUCCCAUUUGGUUCUUCCUACUCCCUGGAUUCCAUCCCGCCAAGCACAUUGCCCUUGGCCAAAGACUCCGACAUUUCGAUUCAGUUGGCACCGUCAUCAGUAUUGGCGCCUUUGUCGCGACCAUCAUGCCCAUCAACUUCGGCGGCACUCUCUACUCCUGGGACAGCGGCGAGAUAAUCGCGCUAUUCGUUGUCGCCGGCGUCCUUUGGAUUGCUUUCGGAGUACAGCAAGGACUGACUCUAUUCACGACCGCAACCGAAAGAAUGUUUCCGGUCCAGUUCCUCAAGAACAAAGAGACGAUUCUCCUCUUCAUAUGCGCUACCGCCUGCAACUGCGCAGUGUUCGUCCCUAUCUACUACAUCCCGAUCUACUUCCAGUUCUCGCGCGGCGACGGGGCGCUGGACUCGGCCGUGCGGCUGCUUCCUCUAAUCUUCCUCCUCUGCUUCUCGAUCCUCACAAACGGCUACCUGAUGUCCCGCCUCGGCUACUACGUGCCGUGGUACAUCCUCGGCGCCAUCCUCGCCCUCAUCGCCAACGUCUUCCUCUCGCUCAUCGACCUCGACACCUCGCAGUCCUACAUCUACGGCUUCGAAGCCAUGCUCGGCCUCGGCGGCGGCGCCUUCGUGCAAGCCGGCUACGCCGUCAUCCAGACGGCCGUCCCGCCACAAGACCUCGGCUACGCCGUCAGCUUCAUGAUGAUCGCCCAAAUCGGCGGCAUAGCCAUCGGCCUCGCGUGCGGCAGCGCCGUGUUCAUCAACGGCGCUACCGACGGCCUCAAGGCCCUGCUGCCGAGCCUCCCGGUCGACCAGUUGCAGGCUGCUAUCUCGGGCGCUAGCAGCCAGGUUCUGCAGAGCUUGGAUGAGGAGACGCGGCGUGAGGCGCUGCAUGUUAUUGUAGAUAAUAUGGCCAAGACGUUCAUCUUCGCGUAUGUUGGCGCGGCAGUGGCGUUAGUUGCUUCGUUCGGUCUCUCGCGGAAACGCGUGUUCUUGCCCACUGCGGCGGGCGCUUGAUGCGCUGUCGCUUGCGUUGUAGAAGGUUGCUGGAGGCGGAUAUGGGAGAAUUCGGAAAAGUAGAGCUGGAUGGUUGGUGUAUGGUGUAGAGCUGAUGACUAGACGUAUAUGGGGUUUGGAGUUUUGGGUGUUUGUAUAGACUUGGAUUUUGUGGAUUUUGGCGCUUUUUUGUGUCUUGCACUGCUUGUGCGUUCGGUGGUUGGGUAGCGGUUUGCGUCGAGAAUGGGGUUGGGCUUUGUUGAUGACACGCAAUUAGAUGAGCUGCGCAGGAAGAUACUGUCGCGGAAUCUAGCCUUGCUGGUAUAAGUAUGCUUGCUGGGCCACAUGCCGGCCCUCUGCGAGAGAAAGAAGUAAGGCUCUGUAUGACUUUGGGAAAACUGAAAAGACUCGAUACACGUAUAUUG